Messenger RNA from Macaca mulatta (Rhesus monkey), 2683 nucleotides. The record is from RefSeq and is a predicted model, not a curated record. NCBI's taxonomy places the organism in Eukaryota, Metazoa, Chordata, Mammalia, Primates, Cercopithecidae.
GGCACGACCAGCGGCGGCCAGGCGAGCGCGCCGCCCCGCUCGGCCCUCCCGUCCCGCCCCGCCGCCUCCCUCCCGCACCGCAGCCGCCAGCGCGGCCUCCUGCACCAUGUCGGUGGCCGGGCUUAAGAAGCAGUUCCACAAAGCCACUCAGAAAGUGAGUGAGAAGGUUGGAGGAGCUGAAGGAACCAAGCUAGAUGAUGACUUCAAAGAGAUGGAAAGGGGUGAAUAGGAGGCCCACACGUGCUGAUAAGAAAAGGAUUUCUUGGAGAAAGACAGAGAGGACCUAACUGCAGUGAGCAGCUUCUACGAUCUCUUUCAAGUGGGGAGAGGGGCCUGACAAAGAGAACAUGAAAGUGGAUGUCACCAGCAGGGCUGUGAUGGAAAUAAUGACUAAAACAAUUGAAUACCUUCAACCCAAUCCAGCUUCCAGAGCUAAGCUCAGCAUGAUCAACACCAUGUCAAAAAUCCGUGGCCAGGAGAAGGGGCCAGGCUAUCCCCAGGCGGAGGCGCUGCUGGCGGAGGCCAUGCUCAAAUUUGGAAGAGAGCUUGGAGAUGAUUGCAACUUUGGCCCAGCGCUUGGUGAGGUCGGGGAGGCCAUGCGGGAACUGUCGGAAGUCAAAGACUCUUUGGACAUAGAAGUGAAGCAGAACUUCAUUGACCCUCUUCAGAAUCUUCAUGACAAAGAUCUUAGGGAAAUUCAACAUCAUCUAAAGAAGUUGGAGGGUCGACGCCUGGAUUUUGAUUAUAAGAAGAAACGACAAGGCAAGAUUCCAGAUGAAGAGCUUCGUCAAGCUCUAGAGAAAUUUGAUGAGUCUAAGGAAAUUGCUGAGUCAAGCAUGUUCAAUCUCUUGGAGAUGGAUAUUGAACAAGUGAGCCAGCUUUCUGCACUUGUGCAAGCUCAGCUGGAAUACCACAAGCAGGCAGUCCAGAUCCUGCAGCAAGUCACGGUCAGACUGGAAGAAAGAAUAAGACAGGCCUCAGCUCAGCCUAGAAGGGAAUAUCAACCUAAACCACGAAUGAGCCUGGAGUUUCCAACUGGAGACAGUACUCAGCCCAAUGGGGGCCUCUCCCACACAGGCACUCCCAAGCCUUCAGGUGUCCAAAUGGAUCAGCCCUGCUGCCGAGCUCUGUACGACUUUGAACCUGAAAAUGAAGGGGAGUUGGGAUUUAAAGAGGGCGAUAUCAUCACACUGACUAACCAAAUUGAUGAGAACUGGUAUGAGGGGAUGCUGCAUGGCCAUUCAGGCUUCUUCCCCAUCAAUUAUGUGGAAAUUCUGGUUGCCCUGCCCCAUUAGGAUGUUAUGCUGGCUGGCUCACCUCCUCUUGACUCAGAUAGUUACGGUUAACCACUGCUUUGGUAAUGCUGCUUAUAACACAUCCCAAGUGCAGGCCGCAGUGGUCCACGUCAUCCAGCCCCACCAAGUGUAUUUGGUUGACUUGUGGGCUCCCACAGGAGUCAUGGUGAUGGAUGAUAUCCUCUUAGCCUGGUGGGCAUGGCAUGUGCUUUUUAAAACAUCAUCUGAGACCAGCCAGUAGUCACAGAACUGCUGUUUACACAGUUCUCAGGAGGCUGUGGUUUCUUAGAAUAUGACCACGAGCCACAUCACAGAAAAACCUUCCCACCGAAGAUAUUGUCUAUCACCCCAGGGGGGCAUCUGAAGGUCUUUUUGCAUUUCUCCAUGCAAAGAGGAGAAAGCUUUUGCUUUCACACUGUCCCUUCCCAAAUAUGUGAGUCAUGGAAUUGUCAAAGUAAGCCUUCCCUCACCAGCAAAUUGUCUCCUGAUCUGAAUGAAUUUGUCUCUUAAUGCAUCCCUAGAAAAGUGUUAAUUGUGGGUUCAAAGCAUUCUCUGCAAACAGGCAUCUCAGCUCUUCACACUUAUGGCUAUUUCUGAGGUAUAGCCAGUUUUCUUCCCUCCUUGCUACUAAAGCCAGAGCGGUAAUUCCAAAUUAUUUUUCAGUAAGACAGUUAAUCAGCAUUAUUGUGAGAGAGGCUGAAAAGAAAUUCUCCAUUAUGAGGAAAUGGGAAGAAAUCUGGUAUCCAAGCUUAAAUUUCUUGGUGUACAGAAACUCUGUAUGUAUUUAGGCUAUUUCUGAAGGGCACAGGGAAGGGGGAACAAAUCUCUUCAGUUAUAUUUGUGAAUUACAUGUUUCAUGAAUCCAUUUGGCACAGAGACACGAGGAGGAAAACACUAGUAACCAUCUUUCCACUAGUUCAUAGACUGAGAAACAGUAAAUACCUUUCCUUUCCACUUUUACCCUGUGUUCUUUGAACAUCAUUUGUGCAGAUUCUGCCCUCAAUGAGGACCAAAUAAAGAUGAUUUUUGUGCUUAGCAGUUUAAGGUAUAUGGCUGCAUAUGCAAAACUCUUUCCCAAUUCAGUCGCUACUUUUACUUCUGCCCCUUCUAUCCAUAAUCUUCAUUUUGUGUAUACAGUGCUGUGUGUAAGCUUAUCAGUGUUUUUUUGUUUUUGUUUUUGUUUUGUAUCAGUCAUGAAAGUCCUGUUAGGUAUCCAGAGUUCUAUUUAUCUAGCUGUACAGACUCUUUCAGAGGUUUAACGUGCUGCUUCCGAUGUGCCACCUGCAGUAGCGGAUCAUGUGGAGUGAAAGGCAAAUCUUACUGCUUAAUGUAUAAACUCUCACCACAGGAAGCAUCGCUGUUUCCAAUAAAUAUUGCUGAAGACAGAA